Messenger RNA from Medicago truncatula (barrel medic), 1389 nucleotides. Its product is annotated as CBL-interacting serine/threonine-protein kinase 7. Gene Ontology annotation, molecular function: protein serine/threonine kinase activity; ATP binding. NCBI's taxonomy places the organism in Eukaryota, Viridiplantae, Streptophyta, Magnoliopsida, Fabales, Fabaceae. The record is from RefSeq and is a predicted model, not a curated record. Gene Ontology annotation, biological process: signal transduction; protein phosphorylation. The transcript is spliced from 2 exons. The coding region runs from base 51 to 1352 and encodes 433 amino acids.
CACAACAAACACACACUCUCAUUCUUUCUCUAUCUCUCUCACCAAACAAAAUGGAACGGCGGCCACAAUCACCACCGUCGCCGCCACCAUCACCGCCGUCACGAAUCAUCCUCGGCAAAUACCAACUCACAAAAUUCCUCGGCCGAGGAAACUUCGCUAAAGUAUACCAAGCACGUUCCCUCAUCGACGGUUCAACCGUCGCCGUAAAAGUCAUCGACAAAUCCAAAACCGUCGAUGCAUCAAUGGAGCCACGAAUCGUUCGCGAAAUUGACGCGAUGCGUCGGCUUCAAAAUCAUCCAAACAUUCUCAAAAUCCAUGAAGUUUUAGCCACUAAAACUAAGAUCUACCUCAUCGUUGAUUUCGCCGGCGGCGGUGAACUUUUCCUCAAACUCGCCCGACGUCGUAAGUUCCCGGAGGCACUAGCACGGAGGUACUUUCAACAGCUUGUUUCCGCUCUUUGUUUCUGCCACCGUAACGGUAUCGCUCACCGCGAUCUCAAACCGCAGAAUCUCCUCCUCGAUGCUGAAGGUAAUCUCAAGGUUUCCGAUUUCGGUCUCUCGGCGUUGCCGGAGCAGCUCAAAAACGGUCUUCUGCAUACAGCUUGUGGUACGCCGGCGUACACCGCGCCGGAGAUUCUCGGCCGGAUUGGAUACGACGGAUCUAAAGCUGAUGCCUGGUCUUGUGGUGUUAUCCUCUACGUUCUUCUCGCCGGUCAUCUUCCGUUCGAUGAUUCGAAUAUUCCGGCGAUGUGUAAGAGAAUAACUCGCCGGGAUUAUCAGUUUCCGGAAUGGAUUUCGAAACCGGCGCGGUACCUAAUCUAUCAAUUACUUGAUCCGAAUCCGAAAACCCGUAUCCGGUUAGAGAAUGUUUUUGGAAACAAUUGGUUUAAGAAAUCGUUAAGAGAAGAACCUGAAGAGAAACUUUUCGAUGACAAAUACAGUUUUGAUGGUUACAAGAAACUGGAAUUAGGGAUGAAUGCGUUUGAUAUAAUAUCGUUGUCGUCGGGUUUGAAUUUGAGUGGUUUGUUUGAAACGACGACGUUAAGGAGUGAGAAGAGGUUUACUUCAAGUGAAGAAGUUGGUGUGGUUGAGGAGAAGGUGAAGGAGAUUGGAGUGAGAUUAGGGUUUCGGGUUGAGAUUGGGAAGAAUGGUGCAAUUGGAUUGGGGAAAGGGAAGGUUACUAUGGUUGUUGAGGUGUUUAAGAUUGUUGAUGAUUUGUUGUUGGUUGCUCUUAAAUUGGAGAAUGGUGGAUUGGAGUUUGAGGAUGUUCAUUGGAAUGAUUGGAAAAUUGGGCUUCAAGAUGUUGUUCUUUCUUGGCAUAAUAAUCAUGAAUCCAACAACUUGCCCAUGUAAUUUUGUUGACUCGGAAAGUAAGAAACAUAUGUUCGAU